CAUUGUGAUCCGCCCGCCUCGGCCUCCCAAAGUGCUGGGAUUACACGUGUGAGUCACCGCACCCAGCCCCUGGUUAUCUUGAAGAAGGAUUUUAGAUGGGUUGUUUUCUGAUUUUGCCUUAUUCUAUUAUUAAUUUGUAUCAACCAACAUAAGCCAGAUUCCAAAUUGCUAACUAUAAUAACGAUAUUUUAACCAAAAAAUAUAAAGGGAGAAAAUAAAAUAUUUUCCCUAUGUAUAAGAUCCUUCUUAAUGCUACUGCAUUAAAUAAAUCAUAGGCAUUGGGUGUCUGACAUCAAUGCCAAGCGCUUCACCAGUUACACUUGCUUUGAAGUACUGGGCAAUUUACGGCCUUCUCUGAAAUUUGGUGUUUUUACCUCUUCAGUAGACAUAAUACCACGAAAAGUGUAAUGAAGGAAGAUAGCUUUUCCAUGAGGACGAGGCUUCCCCACUGGCCCUUUCCUGCCAAACCAGUGGUACCACAGCGUCCAGAGUAGGGCCUGGCGCCUCUGUUCUUCAUUGCCUCACCCAAAUCAUUGUACUUUGCUCAUUCUUUAAACUUUUAGUUUUAGCCUUAUAUUAUCAGUUUAUAGUAAUCAAUCAUCAAUCAUCUACUGACCCCUAAAAAGUCAUUCCUCGUUUAUUCCUUGAAGAUUGGAUCUCCUCGCUUUCCAAUAACGCUCCUGUAGUCCUGGGAGGAGUUUAGACUUCAGGAAUUCCUGUCUGUUCAGCAUUUUCGCUCAAGGACUCAGGGAGAGGGAAGGACGAUCCUCAGGGUCACAGUCCACAUUCCCUACUAGGCGCUCAGAGAUAUAGGAUUCGUUCCCCAUGGGCAUGGCGGAAAUCGUAGUCAAGGAUCACCGCGGAGUCCCAGCGCUUUCCCUGAAGGCCUGAAAAAGGACUGCGCGGACUGACUUCUUGGCUACAGAAAGCAAAGCUCCACUGUUCCAGGCACGAUUCUGCCUUCUCUCAAAUGGCAUAACUCAGGACUCUGCAAAUUUCCAGAAACAGGAGGAAAAAUGACCACAUUCCAGGAGGGACUGACCUUCAAGGAUGUGGCAGUGGUCUUCACUGAGGAGGAGCUGGGGCUGCUGGACCCUGUCCAGAGAAAUCUGUACCGAGAUGUGAUGCUGGAGAACUUCAGGAACCUGCUGUCAGUGGGGCAUCACCCCUUCAAACAUGAUGUAUUCCCUUUAGAAAAGGAAAAAAAGCUUGGUAUGAUGAAGACAGCAACUCAAAGAAAAGGGAAAUCAGCAGACAAGAUCCAAAGUGAGAUGGAGACUGUUCCAGAAGCAGGACGACAUGAAGAGCUUUCCUGGGGGCAAAUCUGGAAACAGAUUGCAUGUGAUUUAAUCAAGUAUGAAGACUCUAUGAUAAAUAUUUCUCAGUUCUCCAAACAAGGUGAUUUGUCCUGCCAGGUUAGGGCAGGACUGUAUACAACUCACACGGGACAGAAACUUUACCAAUGUGAUAAGUACAAAAAAUCCUUCACUGACGUCUGCAACUUUGAUCUUCAUCAACAGUUACACUCAGGAGAGAAAUCUCAUACAUGUGAUGAGUGUGGAAAAAGCUUCUGUUACAUCUCAGCCCUUCAUAUUCAUCAGAGAGUCCACAUGGGAGAGAAACGCUAUAAGUGUGACGUGUGUGGUAAGGAAUUCAGUCAGAGCUCACAUCUGCAAACUCAUCAGAGAGUCCACACUGUAGAGAAACCAUUCAAAUGUGUGGAAUGUGGGAAAGGCUUCAGUCGUAGAUCAACACUUACUGUGCAUUGCAAAUUACACUCAGGAGAGAAACCUUACAAUUGUGAGGAAUGUGGGAGGGCCUUCAUACAUGCUUCCCAUCUUCAGGAACAUCAGAGAAUCCAUACUGGGGAGAAACCAUUCAAAUGUGAUACAUGUGGUAAGAACUUCCGUCGUAGAUCAGCACUUAAUAAUCAUUGCAUGGUCCAUACAGGAGAGAAACCAUACAAAUGUGAGGACUGUGGUAAGUGUUUCACUUGUAGCUCAAACCUUCGUAUCCAUCAAAGGGUCCACACAGGAGAGAAGCCUUACAAGUGUGAAGAAUGUGGUAAGUGCUUUAUUCAGCCAUCACAAUUUCAGGCCCACCAGAGAAUCCACACUGGAGAGAAACCAUAUGUAUGUAAAGUGUGUGGUAAGGGUUUCAUUUACAGUUCAAGUUUUCAGGCCCAUCAGGGAGUCCACACUGGAGAGAAGCCAUACAAAUGCAAUGAGUGUGGGAAGAGCUUCAGAAUGAAAAUUCAUUAUCAAGUGCAUCUGGUAGUCCACACAGGGGAGAAACCCUAUAAAUGUGAAGUAUGUGGGAAAGCCUUCCGUCAGAGUUCAUAUCUUAAAAUCCAUCUGAAAGCACAUAGUGUACAGAAACCUUAUAAGUGUGAGGAGUGUGGGCAGGGCUUCAAUCAGAGCUCACGACUUCAGAUUCACCAGCUGAUCCAUACCGGCGAGAAACCAUACAAAUGUGAAGAGUGUGGCAAGGGAUUUAGUCGUAGAGCAGAUCUUAAAAUUCAUUGUAGGAUCCACACAGGAGAGAAACCAUAUAAUUGUGAGGAGUGUGGGAAGGUCUUCAGUCAGGCUUCGCAUCUUUUAACCCAUCAGAGAGUUCACAGUGGGGAAAAACCAUUUAAAUGUGAAGAGUGUGGGAAGAGCUUCAGUCGGAGUGCACACCUUCAAGCCCAUCAAAAAGUCCACACUGGAGAAAAGCCAUACAAAUGUGAUGAGUGUGGGAAGGGCUUCAAGUGGAGCUUGAACCUUGAUAUGCAUCAGAGGGUACACACAGGAGAAAAACCCUAUACCUGUGGGGAGUGUGGGAAGCACUUCAGUCAGGCAUCAAGUCUUCAACUUCAUCAGAGUGUCCACACAGGAGAGAAGCCAUACAAAUGUGAUGUGUGUGGUAAAGUCUUCAGUCGGUCUUCACAACUACAGUAUCAUAGGCGAGUUCACACUGGGGAGAAACCUUACAAAUGUGAGAUAUGUGGUAAGAGGUUCAGCUGGCGAUCAAAUCUUGUAAGUCAUCACAAAAUUCAUGCUGCUGGUACAUUGUAUGAAAAUGAUGAGAAUAAUAAGAACAUCAGAGAGUUGUCAGAGGAAGGAAGCUCUACAAAGUGAUUAAAAACAAACAAAAAAAACUCAUGUACAACCUGAAUGCCUGUAAUCAGAUUUCAUAGGAGAGAAAAAAUUUUCUUUAUCAACCUCCUUGAAUUUAUUCGAUUUGUAAUGCUUCACAUUUCCACCUAGACUUUUUUUUUUUUUUGAAACAGGGUCUUGUUCUGUUGCCCAUGCAGGAUGCAGUGAUGUGAUCUCAGCUCACUGCAACCUCCACCUCCUGGGUUCAAGCAAUUCUGCCUAAGCCUUCCUGGGUGGUUGGGAUUACAGGCGCGCACCACCACGCCUGGCAACUUUUUGUAUUUUUAGUAGAGAUGGGGUUUCACCAUACUGGCCAGGCUGGUCUCAAACUCCUGACCUCAUGUGAUCCACCCACCUCGGCCUCCCAAAGUGCUGGAAUUACAGGUGUGAGCCACUGCCCCUGGCCGCCAUCUAGACUUUGAAAUGAUUGCCUUCUAAUUACAAUAGCAUUCUCUUAUUUAAAAUAUUUGUUUUAUUUAAGUCAGUGUUUAAGCAAUAACUCAACAUAUCCCAGUGGUCCAGUGACCACACAGCUGAGAACCCUUGUUAAGUGGUACAGUAAAGAAUCUGUCAAAACUUUGACAUUUAUGACAUGUCACCUAGGAAAUAGGACUUAGAAAAUGAGUUUGACCUGGGCUUUAAAAAAGUAUACUGAUGAAGGUGCCAGAAUUGAUGUCCAUUAGACUGUAAGCUUCAUGGGGUCAGGAAGUUUGCUGCUGAAUCUAUACAAUGUUAACGUUGAGUAGUGCUUGUAGGUGUGCUCAAUACUUGUGUGUUAACUGAAUCAAAAGGAGUAAAUGUACAAUAUUUUAACAUUGCAUCCAAAGGAAGAAACCUGUAAAAUAAAAUUAUUUGGGGAAAUGAA
Messenger RNA from Cercocebus atys (sooty mangabey), 4002 nucleotides. RefSeq names its product zinc finger protein 234 (gene ZNF234). Gene Ontology annotation, molecular function: DNA-binding transcription repressor activity, RNA polymerase II-specific. Gene Ontology annotation, biological process: negative regulation of transcription by RNA polymerase II. Lineage: Eukaryota; Metazoa; Chordata; Mammalia; Primates; Cercopithecidae. The record is from RefSeq and is a predicted model, not a curated record. The transcript is spliced from 6 exons. Bases 1017 to 3119 code for a protein of 700 amino acids.